Seminavis robusta is the source of this 555-nucleotide messenger RNA. The record is from the annotation of a GenBank genome assembly. Lineage: Eukaryota; Bacillariophyta; Bacillariophyceae; Naviculales; Naviculaceae.
AUGCCUCUGCAGGAACAAGCCAAGCUGACGGAGAAAACUCUACAAGGGAUGGAAGAUGUUGAGAGGACAAACACUGAUGCGUUUGAUGAUGAUGGAAUGACCGAUGGGGGAUACACCGCCUCAUCCGAGUCAGCCAGCGAAAAGAUGGAGCUGGCCAAGCGAGAGACCAAAGCUGUCUUUCGCCUUCGUCUUUUGGUCUUUCUCGUCUUGUUUCUUGCGGCCGUGACUGUCUGUGUGAUCAUCUACCUUAUCACUUCCCGUGGCGAAGAAGACGAGUUCAAGACGCAGUACGAAAGUGCCGUCCAAAAACUCACAGUGAACUUCCUGGACAUUGCCGCCAACAAGCUUGGCGCUGUUUCCAGCUUGGGGGUAGCCAGUGUCGCUAAUCAAGCUCAGCAAUGGCCCCUUGUGACUUUCGCUAACUUCCAUCAACGAGCAGCCACAGCCAGAAAGCAAUCUGGGUCCAUCUUUAUCCUUCUUCACCCGCUUGUCACCGAUGCUCAGAGACCUGAUUGGGAAGCCUACUCGGCCGGCAACGCCUCUCAAUGGAUGUAA